GGACUCGGAUCUCUUCUCUGUCUCCAUCCUCUCCUCGCUCGCUUUGGUUAGAAAAUUGGAAUGCAAAGAAAAAGCUCUCCGCGCUCGCUUCUUUUAUUUGGGACACCACCUCUCCUUUUCGCCGCCCCACCAGUUGUGAUGCAGACGCCCCCAUCGUUCGAUUCAGACUGAACGGUCCGCAAAUAGUAUAACUAGAAGAAAAGGCCAGAGCCGAAGGCUUCGCAAUGGUGGCCGGAAAGGUCAAGGCGGCGAUGGGUCUCCAGAAGAGCCCGGCGACACCGAAGUCGGAGACGCCCCGGCGGUCGUCAUCAUCCCCGGGGUCCCAGAAGGCUCCGUCGUCCAAUACGAAGGGCGGCACCGCCGUUUUGGCGCGCUCCUUCGGCGUCUACUUCCCCCGCUCCUCCGCCCAGGUCCAACCGCGGCCGCCGGACGUCGCCGAGCUCCUGCGCGUCGUGGAGGAGCUCCAAGAGAAGGAGUCCCACCUCCGCACCCAGCUCCUCGAGCAGAAGAUCCUCAAAGAGACCGUCGCCAUCGUCCCCUUCCUCGAGAAGGAGAUCUCCUCCAAGAACGACGAGCUCGGCCGUCUAAAGGAGAGGACCGAGCGCUUGGAGGAGGAGAACGAAGCGCUACGACUUGAGAAGGAGAGCUUGCGGUCCAAGAUAGGCGGCGGGGAGGAGGAAGGCCGGCGGAAGGAGGUGAGGAUCCAAGAACUGGAGGUGGAGCUUGAGGAGCUGAGGAGGACCGUCUCGGAGCAGAGCUCCGGUGAGUUGAGGCGGCUCUCCGGCCGAACAGGGGAGAUCGACGAGUGCUCCUCGUCCCAGAGGUUUCAGGGUCUCAUCGACGCCUCGUCGAGGUCAAACCUUCUCAAGAACUUGAGUAAUGGCCCAAAACCUACCGAGAUUGCUUCGAAUCAGGAAGUCCAGAAGCCAGAGACUACGGAUCUCAAGGCAGAGAAAGGGGAAGCCGAAAGGACUCGACAAUCUCGCUGCGAGAAAGAAGGGAUCUCGAGACCUCGAGCUCCUAGGGUUCCGAGACCUCCUCCAUUGCCGUUCUCCGUUUCCUCCAGCUCCUCCUGCUCUUCGUCCUCAAUGGAGCCCUCGUCUUCCUCUGAGACGGCCACCUCCAUAACAAGAAGCAGAGGUCCCAACUUGGCGGGCCUGCCGCCGAUACCGCCGCCGGCACCGGGAGCCGGAGCGCGGCCACCUCCACCUCCGCCGCCGCCUCCUCUGGCCAAAGGAUCAAGAUCCGCGGCAGUGUCCGUGAGGCGGGUGCCAGAGGUGGUGGAGUUCUACCACUCGCUGAUGCGGAGGGACUCGAAGCGGGAGUCCGGCAGCGGAGUGCCGGACGCGCCCGCCGCGGCCAACGCGCGGACCAUGAUCGGCGAGAUCGAGAACCGGUCCGCUCACCUCCUCGCCAUAAAGACGGACGUGGAGACGCAGGGGGAUUUCAUCGGGUUCCUCAUAAAGGAGGUGGAGAACGCCGCGUUCGCUAGCAUCGAAGACGUGGUCGCCUUCGUCAAAUGGCUCGACGAAGAGCUCUCCUUCCUGGUGGACGAGAGAGCGGUUCUGAAGCACUUCGACUGGCCGGAGCACAAAGCGGACGCAAUGCGAGAAGCCGCCUUUGGCUACUGCGAUCUAAAGAAGUUGGAGUCGGAGGCCUCGUCCUUCCGCGACGAUCCCCGCCAGCCCUGCGCUUCUGCUCUCAAGAAGAUGCAAUCCCUUCUGGAGAAGUUAGAGCAAGGGGUUUAUAACCUGUCACGUGUCCGAGAAAGUGCAACGAAGAGAUACAAGGGGUUUCGGAUCCCCUGGGAAUGGAUGCUGGAGACUGGAUUCGUAAUCCAGAUCAAGCUAGCUUCAGUGAAAUUGGCAAUGAAAUACAUGAGAAGAGUCUCUUCUGAGCUUGAGACCAUGGCAGGUGGUCCUGAAGAAGAGGAACUCAUGCUGCAGGGUGUUAGAUUUGCCUUCAGAGUGCACCAGUUUGCAGGUGGUUUUGAUGUCGAAACAAUGCGAGCAUUCCAGGAGCUAAAAGAUAAAGCUCGUUCCCUCCAUAAGCAGAGCCAGAAUCCAAGCCAAAGCCAAGGUCAAAACCAUUAGCAGAAGCUGUUUUGUAAAGAUGGCCACAAUGUGCUAACUGCGAAAGCAAUUUCAUCUACACGUUCAUCCCCGUUCUAUUUACAUUAUUAUAAGACACCAAACUUUACAAGGAAAGCUUCAGAGUUCAAACUAA
Phoenix dactylifera (date palm) is the source of this 2226-nucleotide messenger RNA. Its product is annotated as protein INCREASED PETAL GROWTH ANISOTROPY 1-like. Gene Ontology annotation, cellular component: cortical microtubule. The record is from RefSeq and is a predicted model, not a curated record. Gene Ontology annotation, biological process: protein localization to cortical microtubule cytoskeleton. NCBI's taxonomy places the organism in Eukaryota, Viridiplantae, Streptophyta, Magnoliopsida, Arecales, Arecaceae.